Messenger RNA from Zea mays, 865 nucleotides. RefSeq names its product Lactoylglutathione lyase / glyoxalase I family protein. The record is from RefSeq and is marked validated. NCBI's taxonomy places the organism in Eukaryota, Viridiplantae, Streptophyta, Magnoliopsida, Poales, Poaceae. The coding region runs from base 76 to 729 and encodes 217 amino acids. The transcript is spliced from 2 exons.
GUGGCGGAUCGGAUCGACACCCAGCCAGCGCGUGGAGAGUAGAACACCCCCAAGAGGCCAGGACUGAGACUGACCAUGGGAGAAGCGUGCAGGGACGCGGCGGCUGCGGGCCGGCAGCUGCUGCAGGACGAAGCGGGCGGAGGAGGAGGGCGUCACGCGGAGAAGGAGCUCGUCGGUGACCCGACCCACGACUCGGCCGUCUCGGCGAAGCUGUACGAGGACGUGCCGGCGACGCCGAUGAUGGCGCUCAACCACAUCUCCCGCCUGUGCGAAUCCGUCGACGCCUCCGUCCGGUUCUACGUCAAGGCGCUCGGCUUCGUGCUCAUCCAGCGCCCGCCGGCGCUCGACUUCUCCGGCGCAUGGCUCUUCAACUACGGCGUGGGUAUCCACCUCGUGCAGCGCGACGACGCGCGGCGGGCCCCCGACGUGAGGCCGGAGGAGGCGGAGCUGGACCCCAUGGACAACCACGUGUCGUUCCAGUGCGAGGACAUGGGCGCCAUGGAGCGGCGGCUGCGGGAGAUGCGCGUGCGGUACAUGAAGCGGACCAUCAACGAGGAGGAAGGGUCGCCCAUCGACCAGCUCUUCUUCAGGGACCCGGACGGCUUCAUGAUCGAGAUCUGCAACUGCGAGAACCUGGAGCUCGUCCCCGCCGGCGCCUUCGGCCGCCUCAGGCUGCCCCGCGACCGCCACAACCCGCCCGUGCGCAUGGUCGCCGGCAGCGACGAGUAGAGGGGGAGGGGGCUUUCGCGUCCGCGUGACCCUCUGCCCUCCAAGGCCAGCAGCCCAGCACCACAGGGGGAGAAAUAGUUUGUGGCUCAUAUAAUCGCCGAGGGCUCUUAAUUAUGCUGGAUUCUGGGUCGUGUUU